This is a messenger RNA of Pangasianodon hypophthalmus (striped catfish), 3994 nucleotides long. It is a transcript of the gene slc52a2, whose product is annotated as solute carrier family 52 member 2. NCBI's taxonomy places the organism in Eukaryota, Metazoa, Chordata, Actinopteri, Siluriformes, Pangasiidae. Gene Ontology annotation, molecular function: riboflavin transmembrane transporter activity; 3'-5'-RNA exonuclease activity. Gene Ontology annotation, biological process: riboflavin transport. The transcript is spliced from 4 exons. The record is from RefSeq and is a predicted model, not a curated record. Gene Ontology annotation, cellular component: plasma membrane. Bases 191 to 3019 code for a protein of 942 amino acids.
GUCCAUCCUCAUUCUUCUCGCUGGGAAAUGCAAGAAGAAAACAAGUGCUCAUAAUUUACACGAGGCACACAAAACGCUAGAGCGAGAAUAAAGAGUCAUGAAGGAACGACUGUUUAUAGCUGCUGGAAUAUUGUUCACCUCCAGAUGAUUAAAUUUUACUACCCAAUCCACCACGCUUCUUUGUGCAGCUAUGGAGGACCUUCAAGACUCCAGUUUCAGUGUUCCUAGUGCCAUGAGUAUCGCUGAUGAACUGAAGGAUGAUUUCUACUUCAACCUUCUGGAUGACUUCCUUGGAUCUCAGACUGGCGAAUCAUUGGAUUUGGAUGAAAAGCCCUGCACAAACCGGCUUCUGGUGCAAGUUGGCCUAAUGAGAGAGGAUAAUAAUUUUUCAUGGGUGAAUGUAGUGAAAUGGCUUCAGAAGAUUUUUCCAAUGUUUCAGUCUGCAGAUUUUCGAGGUUUGAUUGAAAGAAAUACAGAAACAGCUAUGAGCUUAACUGGAGACUCCAGAGAAAGUUUUUUUGAGUCAAAUGUUAACUUUGAAUUUGUGGGACCUAUAUGUGAUAGCAUUGGCAUUGGCAGAACAGAUUUGCUUGAAAUGUCAGAUUUUUCUGAUCGUGCAAAGUUAACAGAUGUUACUAAUGGUCUGAUACUAGAACUGACUAGCUUUAUCGAAAGAGAAAAAAUUGACCCAGUUGUUCUAGUGUCAUGGCUUUGUAACUUUGACUCUGCCUUCUGCAGUGAUGGUAAAAUCCAUAAAGCAAAUAAACUCCUUCAGGCGAGUCUGAAGAGGUUCAGGAUACAGUGUCGAAAAAAUCAAACAAGAAGAAACAGGAGCAGUGGACUGUACAACGAAUUCCUUCAGAGUCCAUUUGAUCUUUCCCCUGAUCCACUGGAAGACUCCGAAUUCAGGAGGGUGUCGAUAAUCAAAGGGCAUUUGAGAAGAAAACGUCUUUUAUUCCAGAGGAAACAAAAUUUCCAAACCACCAAGAUCAAGGAAGAAAGUGAACCCUUUGAUAUCUCAGACUCACAAGCAGAAUACAAUCAAAAGACUAAUAUUUCACUUGGCUAUAGGAAACACAAACGAAAGCUGGAAUGUGACAAUGACUCAGACCAGGCAUUUAGCCUAAGAAAUGUGAAGAAGGAAGCCGAUUAUCACUGUCAGCCUGUUGAGCCCAUGUGUGACUUGGAAGAUGAGACCCAGGUUGAUACGGGUGAUUGUUUAUCCAUCCUCGAUAUCUCUGUGCUGUCUUUGCAAAAACUAACAGAAAUGUACGGAGGGAGAACUGAUGGUGCUAAUCUGGUGUCUAUGGAUCUACUCAAGAAUCAGUAUGCUCUAAUGUUGAAAGAAGAUCUUGACAUGCAGUCACUAAAUGAAAAGGUCUUGGCCUAUAACUCGACUGAAAACCAACCUGUGGUGCCACCUUUGAAUUUUCUUCAUUGCAACACCCAUUUCCUUCUCAACUUUAUUGAUGCUGUUGAGAAGCAAAUAACGUCAUUUGAAAGAGAAAUUGUGGCCACUACAGGUGAUAAGCUUGGACGUGACAAAAACCCCAAAUUUAAAGGUUUUUUAAACUUUGAAGAGAGUGCUGUCACUCGGUACAUCAACAUGGCUUGUGAAAUCCUGUGUCCAAGAGGAGAAAGCAACAAUAAUUACAGAAGGCACUGGCUUGCCUUUUGCAUUGAGAGGAAUAACCCUUCUAGGCUACCUGUCAAUCAGUCUAAUAGGUUCAUUAACUAUUUUGAGGCAGCAGCCGCACUUAUUCACCAUUACAGUGAUGUUGCACUGUUUGUGUCUGACCUACAGCUACUAAAAGAUGACUCAAAUAUUUUUCUGGAGAGCAUUAAUUCUGAUGCUAGCGAUGAGGCCAUACAGGCUCUCGUCUGUGUGGUGGCUGUUGUGUACUGUAAAGUCUUGGGUCCCUUUUGGCAGCUCCUGAAGAGUGAUGCACAGUAUGUGUUGUUCAGCAAGUACCUUUUCUGCCUUUAUGAGAAGCUUCUAGAGUGGUCCCGAGAUGCGUCUCUUCUCUUGCAACCCGAGGCUGUAACUAAUGUGUUUCUCCAGGUUCCAAUGCAGGAGAAGAACUUUCCUGGGGUAUUUUCUUUCUGCCAUGGAAAUGCAAACAACCAGUAUGGGGCACUAAUGAAGGAAUGCUUACAGAGGAUGAUGAAGGUCAUUGCAGCUGUGCUGGAGGAAAACCUCAAAGACUUCUUACCUGGAGGUUUGUACUGCAAAGAUCCUUCUGGGGAACUUGUGGAACAAUUCGCUAGCUGCACAUUGUCCCAGUUGAUGGGCAAGUACCCCUUUGGUCAUGCAUACUCCUACAACAAAAACAGACCGGAUAAAGCCCAAGUCCAGACCGAGGAUAAUGUGUCCGACGAUUCAGAUGGCAAUGCCACUAUCUUUUCUCCUCAAGGUCCUGCUGUCAAGAAACGUUCAGUUUCAAAGCCUUACAUCAUGUUUGACAGAGCAAAUCUGCGACCGUUGAACAAAAUGAAAAAGAAGACAUUGAACAAGUUGGCUGACAAAAGGCGGCAAAAAGUGAAAAUGCAAGACCAAAAUUACAGGAAAAUGUUAAUUGCUUCAGUCACAAAAAAUGGAGGCCCAUGUAAAACUGUUCAAGAUGUCGAUCAGCUGCUUUUGAGAAUGGAGGGGGCACACCAUGCUCAAAAGCGAGAGGCUAUCCGCUCUGAGUUAAACUACCAAAAGUUUGUCAUUGGUUGUAGAGAUAAACGGCUGAACCGCUUAGGCUUCUCUUUGUCAGACCUGGUCAACAAACUGAAAGCCAUCUUGCCUUGUGAGAACCAGCCCACAGGCUUAAUCACCAAGCCGACUAAAGAUGUCGUUAUGCAUGUUGGGGGUGAGACGAAUCAAAGUAUUUCACAAUUUACACCACAAGAACAAGCCAUGAGUCAACCAUCUCAGCCUAUCAACAAUGAAAUAGAUGUAAAGAAUAAAGGCAGCUGUGUAAUCUUUCAGAGCUACAGAGAGAAAGUGUUUGAGUUUUCACCCCUUUCAUAGAUUCAUGAUGAUUAUUCAUCAUUUUAUUGUAAAAGAUGGACAUCUUUGUUUUCAAUUUUGGAAAAAAAAAAAAAACACUUAAUACUGUAACCUUUUCAUAGUAGGUCUCUGGUUUGCCCUUAUCGAGUUUGUUACAGUUAAAAAGAAAUUCAAGUACAUGUAUAAUGUGCAUUUAUUUUUAUAGCUUGUCAAUAUUGGUUUUAAAUAAACAAUUGUUUCACUCACCUUUUAUGUAGUUUCUGUAUAUUCUUACUAUGUAUAACUUUAACCUGCAUUCAUCAAAUUAUUUUUGUGCACUCCGUAUUAUUCCAUGAUAUCAAGAGGCACAUUUAAGAAUGCAAUAGGUUAUAAUGUUGUCUAAAGAGUUACUUCUGACUGUGCAGGUUAAGUACAGUUUUCAGUGAAUAGUUUGCACCCCUUUGCUUCAAAAUGGUAAAAGCAAUAAGGCUUUCCAUGUGAGUUUGGUUUGACAGAGGUUUCUUUAUUAUAACAAGUAAAAAAGUAAGUAUGUAAAGUUAUAGAUAAGCAAACACAAUCAUAUUUCUGAAAGUGAUAUAAAUAUAGACCUUUCUUCCACUGUCCCCCAAAGCCUUUUUCAGGUCUCCCGCUGAUUAAUUUGGAUUUUUCCAAAUUUUACUGGCAGUUGUUAUAUUUUUAUUUCUAUUUAUUGUUAUUUCUACUAUUUUUAUUCCACUUUGGGAAUGUUUUUGGCUCUGGAGUCUCUCAAUUUUUAAUCAUGUUUGGCAAAGAUAUCCCUAAACACUUUACAUAUCUUUAUACCUUUAUAUCUUUAUAUGCACUUUAUCAGCUGUGUGAAAAACCUUUCAGCUUGCCAGUAAAAAUAACUGCUGUCAAAGAUUCAGUUGCAGUAAUAUUUAGGCCAUGUUUUAACUUGUUUUGUUUUUGGAAAACAUAUAAACAGAAUUCCAUUUUCUUUUAUGCAAGUACUUUUUUUUUUCGCCCAGUUUCAUGGGA